Messenger RNA from Protopolystoma xenopodis, 354 nucleotides. Lineage: Eukaryota; Metazoa; Platyhelminthes; Monogenea; Polystomatidea; Polystomatidae. The record is from the annotation of a GenBank genome assembly.
AUGUCUUUCAGAGCACAGGCCAAAGUCCAGCACGUGUGCACUGAAGCUGGAAGACGGCAACGUCCACAUCGACUAACAAUUCAGGCAAAUCCUCACUCGACCGAACUUGACGGCCUGCCUCCGGGCUCCAGCUUGCAUUACAGCCUCGCGACCAAGAAGCCAGGAGGAAGGAUAAGCUUUGUAUCCGAGCUGACGGGUUCUCUUCUGUCGACGACAACAGAUCUUUGCGCCGCCAUCGUCUGCCGGAAUUCUGGAACCUGCAUUGUCCAGAAGGGAGUCGGCAUCUGCAUCUGCGCACCUCCAUUUUCGGGUAGUCAAUGUGAACAGAGUGAGUGGCACAGGGAGCCCAUUUAA